This is a messenger RNA of Pongo pygmaeus (Bornean orangutan), 1211 nucleotides long. It is a transcript of the gene MRPL24, whose product is annotated as mitochondrial ribosomal protein L24. Gene Ontology annotation, cellular component: ribosome. Bases 466 to 1116 code for a protein of 216 amino acids. Gene Ontology annotation, molecular function: structural constituent of ribosome; RNA binding. Lineage: Eukaryota; Metazoa; Chordata; Mammalia; Primates; Hominidae. The record is from RefSeq and is a predicted model, not a curated record. The transcript has 6 exons. Gene Ontology annotation, biological process: translation.
AUCUGACAUUUUGUAACUAGAUCGGCUACUAGCAUUGGAAGGGCCCACGUUUCAUCCCUUCCUCUAGAAAGCCUACCGGCAGUUUUUGAAUCUGCCCUGCCCCCACUCCAGCAGAGAAGGACAGGGAGAGCAUUGGCUGUAGUCCUGUCUGGAAAGGGCAGCCCUUUGCCUUGAACAGGAAGCCACAACCACCUAGAAAAUGGAGCCUUCUUCUCUAGAAACUACAAUUCCCAGCGGCCUCCACGCAGAGCAUGCGCGGGAAUGUGCCAGGCGGGCCGGCCCAGGUUGCCUUUCGAUUCCCGACAUGCUUCAUGGUGUGUUCCGGUUUCCUUGAUUUCCUACCCCGCCAAACUUCCUGUUUCCAGCUUUCUAGCGGCGGACUACAACUCCCAGCAUGCUGAGAGAGCUGACAAAGAAGGUUUCUGAGCGUUUUGCUGGCAAAGGGAUUUCUUACAACAUCCAGGCAUGCGUCUUUCUGCCUUGCUGGCCUUGGCAUCCAAGGUCACUCUGCCCCCCCAUUACCGCUAUGGGAUGAGCCCCCCAGGCUCCAUUGCAGACAAGAGGAAGAACCCCCCAUGGAUCAGGCGGCGCCCAGUGGUUGUGGAACCCAUAUCUGAUGAAGACUGGUAUCUGUUCUGUGGGGACACGGUGGAGAUCCUAGAAGGCAAGGAUGCCGGGAAGCAGGGCAAAGUGGUUCAAGUUAUCCGGCAGCGAAACUGGGUGGUCGUGGGAGGGCUGAACACACAUUACCGCUACAUUGGCAAGACCACGGAUUACCGGGGAACCAUGAUCCCUAGUGAAGCCCCCUUGCUCCACCGCCAGGUCAAACUUGUGGAUCCUAUGGACAGGAAACCCACUGAGAUCGAGUGGAGAUUUACUGAAGCAGGAGAGCGGGUACGAGUCUCCACACGAUCAGGGAGAAUUAUCCCUAAACCCGAAUUUCCCAGAGCUGAUGGCAUCGUCCGUGAAACGUGGAUUGAUGGCCCCAAAGACACAUCAGUGGAAGAUGCUUUAGAAACAACCUAUGUGCCCCGUCUAAAGACACUGCAGGAGGAGGUGAUGGAGGCCAUGGGGAUCAAGGAGACCCGGAAAUACAAGAAGGUCUAUUGGUAUUGAGCCUGGGGCAGAGCAGCUCCUCCCCAACUUCUGUCCCAGCCUUGAAGGCUGAGGCCCCUCUUUUCCAGAUGCCAAUAAAGAGCAGUUUAUGAGUC